AUGUAUGUUGCUGCAGCAUCUUUAGUCUGCUCCCUGGCAAUGACAGCCGACGUGUUCUAUGGAUUCCGAACCAAAAGGUUAUGGUUUCCAUCAAAGUACUUCUCGAUCAAUGCUGCUACUUUGUCAUUGUUACAAGUGGCAGUGAAGCUUCCCGUUGAUCUUACGACCCACAUGUGGGCUGUUACCGAUAGGCUUGCAAAGGUUAGUAGCCUAAUUCUUGUGUCAACCGCUAUGGGAAAUUUCAUGACUUCUUUUGGAUCCAUGAAUGACAAAGAGAUUUUGUUAAAUGUAAUUGCUUUAGGCAUUCUUGUAAUCACAGUCAUUGUUAACGUCUGUAUCCAAAUCAUCCAAAUGAGGCAUUUUCUAGGCAAUCGAGAAAUGUAUCUUGAGGAAAUCAUAGCUACUUUCUCCAUCCUCGUUUUGUUUGUUAUGUUAUCUGCUUCAGCUAUAAUGGUCCCAACAGCCAAAAGAUAUCUUGAAAUGAAGUACCAAGAAAGGCUGAAAGAAGAGGAAGAAAUCGAAAAGUCUGUGGAGUUUGAGAAACUCACAACGGAUAAACUAAGAGCAAUGAUCAGGAAAUACUGGGUGAUGGCAGCAACUAGUAGCCCUCAAUUCGUGAUUGCACGUUCUGUCACCUGUUUGACUUCAGGUGUAAUUUGUCUGCUGAUUGCUUUCCUUUUGGUAGAAGCUCAGGCUCGAAUGGCCAUAAAAGGUAAAACAUUCAGCAAAACAGAUUCUAACUAUGCUUGGUCGACGAUUUGGAUAGUACUUGCUCAAUCUGCUGGAGGGAUUGUGGGUACUAUUGCCCCUGCAUUCAGAUGGUUGACUGCAGUAAAUUUUGCAUACUCAGAGAAAGGCCUGAUGAGCUUUAAGAAUGCAUUCAAAAUUGAGAGUUACUGGACUCAGAUGCUGGUGGAUUGGAAGGAAAGCCCCUUGCCAUUGGAAAUUGGAGACAGGAAGUGGAGAAAAGUUCUUCAGGAUGUAAAAGGACUAAUUCUGAAUUUUGUCAUAAGAGUUCAGAUGUUGAUUGUUCUGUCCAGCAAGUCAGUUCAACUUAUCUCUGUCUGCUUCAUGAGUCGAAUCAUCUUGUGUUUCCACUGCAUCACAAGGUUGAAGAAUAAGUCCACCUCUGGUACAUCAGACAUUCAUGUGGUUUCCGAAUCUGAAUCAGAAGUCAAUACAGAACAGGAUCUUACCCGUUAUGUUCUGCUACUUGAAGGCGAAGUCGCGCAGGCCCCAAAGACCCUUAAAAACAUCUGCAACAAGGUGGAUAAGGUGAUCGAGAUGGGUAAAAAGCAGCAACCGAAGAACCUGGAAACCCUUCUACUUAAAGUUGACAACUUCAGCAGCUGGACAGAAAUGUAUGAUUAUCAAGUACCAAGUCUACAUUCUCAGGAACCUCCUAAUUGCUGGUCUUUACAUCUGGUGACCUUGACGACUAUAGUUAUCGCACUUCCAAACAUCCCAAUACAGAGGACUAGUGGGCUACUUACCAGCAUUAACGAGGGCCUCUUCUAUGUAAAACUUAUCGAGAAAGUCCUCGAUAGAAAUGAGGUUCGACUGAACAUCAGAAAAGCAGCAGGUGCCAUGUGGGUAGAUGUCGAACUAUAUAAAAAGUGGAUGCAAAUUGAUCUCGAUGAACUGUCUCGUAAAAGCAGGAACUCCAAGGAGGUACUACAAAAACUCUCUGAGCAAGCUGAAAACACAGUAAUGGAGUUUAUGACAAAUGGGAAAGAUUGCCGGAUAAAAGACUCUCUUAAUUGGCCUCUCAAGGUUAUAUCUGCUAAUUCAAUGUACCGAAUCACAAGAACUAUGCUACAUGAAAGCGAGAAUCCCCUAAUGGAUGAGGGAUUAUUCAACCAAUUAUCUACAACGAUUGCCGAUGUAAUGGCAGCAUGCCUUACCCAUUUAACUCGCAUUAUAACCAUGAAAUGUCACCAGAAUUCCAUAGAAGAGAGGGAGAAAAGUGUCCAUCAAGCAGCUCUCCUGUUAGGUAAAACUGAAGAAAUUCUCCAUAUUCUUCAGCAGCGAAAAGGACAGAGUUUGAAUCGAGAAAUCAGCAUAUAUUGA
Molecule: messenger RNA, 2070 nt
Organism: Olea europaea var. sylvestris
Lineage: Eukaryota; Viridiplantae; Streptophyta; Magnoliopsida; Lamiales; Oleaceae
Exons: 1
Coding region: 1-2070 (689 amino acids)
Source: RefSeq, a predicted model, not a curated record